This is a messenger RNA of Penicillium diatomitis, 3066 nucleotides long. RefSeq names its product putative RNA polymerase II mediator complex subunit Nut1 (gene nut1). The record is from RefSeq and is a predicted model, not a curated record. Gene Ontology annotation, biological process: regulation of transcription by RNA polymerase II. The coding region runs from base 1 to 3066 and encodes 1021 amino acids. Gene Ontology annotation, cellular component: mediator complex. The transcript has 6 exons. NCBI's taxonomy places the organism in Eukaryota, Fungi, Ascomycota, Eurotiomycetes, Eurotiales, Aspergillaceae. Gene Ontology annotation, molecular function: transcription coregulator activity.
AUGCUGCCAAACACGCAAUCCACAGAUCAAUGGAAGACCUUCUUCAAGCGAUGUCUGGCACGUCGUGUUGAUGUUGAGGAGUUCCAGGAUCUGACACAGUUAAUGCAACGGCGGGCUCCAUUGAAGGAGCACGACCUCCUUGAUCUCCUAUUCGAGACUCGUUCUACGGUCAAUGUUCCUUGGGACCCUCUUCUGCCAGUAUAUGUGGAUGGCUUGUGUAAAGCCAAGCAGGUGAAGACAGCGUCGGCUUUGAGACGAUUAUUGGCGCACUCAACGAUCCGUAAAGACCCCGAGUCAAAAUGCAAAACAUCGACGUUCAUGACAGAUAUCAAGGUCAUACAAGAUGUGAUGCUUUCUAUAUCAACAGGCACGAUCCCUCGGCUGACUCCAGAAGCGGCCGAGCUGUAUGAUGCCACGGCGGAAUGGAUUUUAGCCGUGAUUGAAUGGUAUAAUCGCAAUGCCUUGCUUCGAAACGGCGGAGCGACCACUUCUGCGGAUGCAUUGUCAUUGUUUGAAUCCCUUGGCAUACUGCUCGCGGCUUUGUCGGGAACGACCAAGGGACUGGAAACGCUUUCGAGCGAACAUUAUCAGGAUCUCAGACUCAAGCUUGGUCAAGCUCUCACUGCGUAUCUGCCUCUCUGCGUGGACGUUUCGUUGCCUUUGCGGCAAAGGCUUGAUGCCCUCCAGAAGGAAUUCAAUCUGUUCGGGCAACAGCCUGCCGAGGCAUUGGAUCACCCAGCGAUGGGAGAUGUGAACGUCAACUCACUUCAGUUCGAGGCUUCUGUGAUGGACGGGCCAGUCAUCAACACGAGAGCCGGUCUCUAUGUGUAUCUCAAUUCUAUGCUUGUGGGUCGUCCAUUAGUCGACGAUUCCAUCUUGAUCAAUUAUCUCAACAAUCGAUAUGAAGGGCAUCAAGAGGUCCUUGUCGUUGACCUUACCACGGCUGCAUUCGAUGUUCUUUGCAACGGAGUUCAUCGCAACGAGUCGAGUCGAACCAUGUUCCUGUUCCGCAGCUUCCUAGUCAACAAGCUUCCAGCCUUUUUUGCCGCGAUGAUGGCGGCAUCAAUGGUGCCGAUUCCCAUGGAGAUGUGCAUCACACAGGCUCUAAACCGCCUUGACCCCAAUUCCUUCCCUUCUUUCUCUCAGAUGUUUUCCAUGCAGGGAAGUAGCAUACUCUCUGAUGCUCGCCAGGAAUUUCUGUUUGCUUGCGCAUCACAUCGUCUCAUCCAGGAAUCGAGCAUUGAGAGGCUCCUAGGAGAGAACCCAAUGCAGACCGUACCGGUGGGCGGUCCCUACCAGAAAGAUGAUCUCAUUUCCCAAAUCAACAACAGUCCAGCUCGGGCUGAACAAUUGAUUGGGGAGAUCGAAUCGAUGGAAGGCAAUGCAGGAGCCAUUGUUGGCGCUAUCACUGAGGUCAUGUUGAAUCUGUGCGCACAAAAGGAGACUAUGACCUUGAAGAACAUUUGCAACUCCAUAUCUCGACGCCCGCAAACAUUGGACGUCAUUCUCCUGUUCCGGACCUCAAAGCAAGUACUGCAACCUCUGUGCGGUUUGCUAGAUUCUUGGCGCUGGGACGAGGAUCAGGGUGAAAACCAGCCCGUAUACGAUGAGUUUGGCAGUAUCUUGCUUCUGGUCCUUGUUUUCAAAUAUCGAUACAAUCUGACUCCCGCGGACAUGGGCAUCUCGAACAGUGACUCGUUUGUUUUGAAGCUCCUGGAUCGCGGAUCUUGCAGUCAAAAACUCAACAAUCUCAGUGAAAAGCAAAACAAAGACCUCGGCGCUUGGAUCGGUGCACUUUUCAUCGCAGAGGGUAUCAGUGAAGAGACAAUGUCUGCAUGCAGUCCCCAAGACUUUUACAUGCUCGUCGCGACAUUGUUCGACCAAAGCCUGGGAGCUUGCGAGUCUGGAAAAAUGGACUUUGAGACUCUCAAGGGUGGAUUCGAGUAUCUUCUCGAGCCAUUCUUGCUUCCAUCUCUAGUUGUGGCUCUCAUCUGGCUCGGAAAUCACAUCUGGCAGUCUGAAACCGAGCCGGUAAUCUCAUUGAAGACGCUCUACUCUUUGGUCAAGCCUACCUCCAUUUCUGGAGAGGCACAAGCCAUUCACAAAACAGUCCUAAACAUCAUUGCUCGGCCGCUGGAAGAGCAGCUCAAAGAUGUCCGGACAAGACAUCAAGCCCGGCAGAACAUUGACAAGAUUUCAAACAUCAAACCCAUUCUUGAUGCGCUCGACCCUUAUCUCUCUUUCCGUCGUGUUGGAGGCUGCCUUCGCUCCGAGCUCGAGAUUUGGGCCGCCCCGGCAACAGGUGGACUUUUGGGAAGUAUCCGUGGAACGUUACAGUCUUUGACAAUCUGGACCGCAAGCUCGGACAUCAACCUUCAGCCGCAGUCCUACACCCAUCGUCAGCUCUUGGCAGGUAUCAACUUACUCGGCACCACGCGCAUCCUCAACGCAUUGGUCGAAGAAAUGAAGCAUCAGGCUCAGGCAGGAAGUGGUGACUUUGCAUUAGAUAUUGCGGCAACCAUGGUUUGCGCGCCCAUGCCAGAGUCAUUCGCCAUCGAGCAAAACGUCGUGCAUUCAAUUGACCCGGCUAAAGAAGUCGUGCCCCGCUGUGCAAGUCUGACUCUCCGUGACGCGCUGUCGAAUCUGCAUCAGGAUGUGCCGAAGAUCUCAGAGAAGGAUCCCUUGACGGCGGAGAUCAUUGUGCGUCUCUGGCGGCGCGUCAGUAUUCUUGCAGCGCCUCCUUCUCGAGUCUCCAACAUCGACGUCAGCAACAUCAUUCAGAACAUGGAGCUUGGCGUCGACGGACAGAAUCAAAUGAAUCUUGAUGUGACGGGCGGGGGCGUCAACGGCAAUAGUGGUGGCGAGCAUGAUCCCGGGAAUAUUGACCAAAUGCUGGAUAAUGCUGCAGCGGCCGCUGCAGCCGGUAUGAAUGGCAAUGUUGGCGAAGAUAUGGGGCUGGGGUCGGGCGCUGGUGGUAUGGAUGCGAUCGAUGAUGUUCUCAACGCGGCGGACAUGGCGGUGGGGAAUCCUGAGUUUCUAGAUUUGGACAUGGAGGGCAUGUUCUAG